This is a messenger RNA of Oryzias melastigma (Indian medaka), 1538 nucleotides long. It is a transcript of the gene p3h4, whose product is annotated as prolyl 3-hydroxylase family member 4 (inactive). Lineage: Eukaryota; Metazoa; Chordata; Actinopteri; Beloniformes; Adrianichthyidae. The record is from RefSeq and is a predicted model, not a curated record. Gene Ontology annotation, molecular function: protein binding; collagen binding. Gene Ontology annotation, cellular component: endoplasmic reticulum. Gene Ontology annotation, biological process: collagen fibril organization; peptidyl-lysine hydroxylation.
ACUUGGAUUUUAUUGAUUAAAGUACAUAUAGAUGGAAACAUGUUAGUUUUUUAAUGCGUAUUUCUCUAUAGAAGCAGCAUCCUGAUUUGUAUGCUUUUAUUGUGAAAGUUCGGACCAGGUGCUGAUGUUUUCAGCAUCUAUCCCACCGCGGAUCUUCGCAGCCUACGUGCAAGAGGACAUGAGCAGCUUCUGGUAAAAGAGGAAGGCUCCGAGUCCAUUCAAAACCGGGACAGACUCCCGUCGGAGGAGGCGAUGAAGCUCCUGGGAUUGGGAAGCGUGCUCCUGGCGCUCCUCAUCCCAGGCCUGGCGCGGGCUCAGUAUGAGAAGUACAGCUUCCGAAGUUUCCCGCAGAAGGACAUCGUUCCUCUGGAGACCGCGUACAGCUACGCUCUGGAGCAGUACGCGGCGCAGAACUGGGCGGAGAGCGUCAAGUACCUGGAGCUCAGCUUGCGGCUCCACCGGCUGCUGCGGGACAGCGAGGCGUUCUGUAGCCGCAACUGCAGCUCCGUCAGCCGGGAGAACGUCACCGUCUUCCCGGCGGACGUCACCCUCCGCGUGGCUCGGCACGUCCUGCUGAGAGCCGCGUGCCUCAAACGCUGCAAAGAAGAGUUCCCCGUUUUUAAACUGAAGUACCCGCGGAGGGAUUUACUGCAAGCCUUUGAAGAAAGAAUACCUUAUCGGUACAUUCAGUUUGCGCACUAUCAGCUGAACAACGUGGAGAAAGCGAUCGCAGCAGCUCACACCUUCCUGAAGAAGAACCCGAAGGAUCCGUCUCUGACCAAGAACAUGAACUACUACAAGUCUCUGUUUGACGUGGAGGAAUAUCUCGUCGACUCCGAGGAGCAGCCGUAUGAGAGCGUUUUCCUCAAGAGCGUGAUGCUCUACAACAACGGAGACUACAGCAGCAGCGCCAGGAACAUGGAGCAGGCCAUCACGCAGUACUUUGACAGCUACAGCACGUGCCUGGCGGGCUGCGACAGCUCCUACGAGAUCAUAGAGUUUAAAGACUUCUACCCCACGCUGGCAGAUCUUUUCCUGGAUGUACUGAAAUGCAAAGUGAAGUGUGAGGAGAAGCUGACGCCCAACGUUGGAGGUUUCUUCGUGGAGAAAUUUGCCGCCACGAUGUACCACUACCUCCAGUUUUCCUAUUACAAAUUAAAUGAUGUCAAAAACGCGGCUCCGUGCGCCGCCAGCUACAUGCUCUUUGACCCCGGCGAUCAGGUGAUGCAGCAAAACGUGGCGUACUACCGCUUCUACCGCGAGCAGUGGGGCCUCAAAGACCAGGACUUCCAGCCUCGGCCUGAGGCUCAGGAGUAUUUUAACCAGACUGUCAAACUGAAGGAGAUGCUGGAUUUUGCACUGAACUACCUACAAACAGACGAUGAGGACGUGGUCAGCCCAGAAGACGUGGUGUCCACCAGCUCGGAACGCCUGGACGCUGAGUUUGAGGGGAUGGGAGAUUACGAGGAGUCUUUCCUGGCCGACUGGUGGCAGGAGCCCAACAGUAAGUUCGACACAGGGGAGAUUGCCGACUGACA